Molecule: messenger RNA, 3029 nt
Organism: Cannabis sativa
Lineage: Eukaryota; Viridiplantae; Streptophyta; Magnoliopsida; Rosales; Cannabaceae
Product: cation/H(+) antiporter 18
Exons: 4
Coding region: 475-2952 (825 amino acids)
Biological process (GO): proton transmembrane transport; regulation of pH
Cellular component (GO): membrane; endomembrane system
Molecular function (GO): antiporter activity
Source: RefSeq, a predicted model, not a curated record
AAUAAAAUUAUUAGAUUAAGUUUGCUGUUAUUUCCAUUUUAACAUUCCCUUAAUUUUGCCAAGACAGUUGUAAUUGAUGAAUAAAGUUUAUUCAUUUUUUUUAUUUAUUAAUUAUUAGAGGAUUUGUCAUCCCAAUUUCGUUGUCUAAUUUGCUAUUAAUUACUGCAAAUUAAAAAUAUAUUAAUUAAUUAAGCAAAAUUAGCAAUUAACUAUGCAUGCAUUGCAUAUGGGACCAGCUAGUGAUUUCUCUCUCAUCAUCAUAAAUGUCCUGUACUUUAUUACAACCUUAAUUUCCUCGAUACAUUUACAUACACACAUAUAUUAUUUUUUUUUUUGUUUGUUUUGCUUUCUGUUUUUUGUUUGUUACAAACAUUAAUUAAUUAAUAAUAUUUAUAUAUAUGCAGGAAAAGGGCCCUAUUGAAGUUGGAGAAUAAUUUUUCUCUCUUGGUUUGGGAUUAAUUAAAAUAAAAAAAAAUGAGUGGAAUAAUAAUUAAUAAUAAUAGUACUAUUUCUUCUUCUUCUUCUUCUUCUUCUAAUUCUUCUUCAGUACAUGCAAUGAAAGCAACCUCAAAUGGGGUUUUUCAGGGUGAUAAUCCUCUUGAAUAUGCACUUCCAUUAGCCAUUGUUCAAAUAGUUCUUGUUCUUAUACUCACUCGAUUUCUAGCUUUCCUUUUUAAGCCAUUGAGACAACCUCGUGUCAUUGCUGAAAUUGUUGGUGGAAUAAUACUUGGGCCUUCAUUAAUUGGAAGAAAUACAAAAUUUUUGAACACAAUUUUCCCAGCAAAAAGUCUAACAGUGUUAGAUACCUUAGCCAAUCUUGGUCUUCUCUUCUUUCUAUUCCUUGUUGGGCUUGAAUUAGACCUUAAAGCCAUAAAAAAGACUGGAAAGAAAGCUCUUUGUAUAGCUGCAGCUGGCAUUAGUCUCCCUUUUGUACUUGGAAUUGGGACAUCUUUUGCUCUUAGGGCAACAAUUUCCAAAGGAGUUGAAAAGCUUCCUUUCAUUGUGUUUAUGGGAGUUGCUCUUUCAAUUACAGCUUUCCCUGUUUUGGCUCGGAUUUUAGCCGAGCUCAAGCUCUUAACCACUGAUGUUGGCCGAAUGGCUAUGUCGGCUGCAGCUGUUAAUGAUGUCGCCGCUUGGAUUCUUCUCGCUCUUGCCAUUGCACUCUCAGGGGAUUCGAGUUCUCCAAUGGUUUCUUUGUGGGUUCUCUUGUGUGGCACGGGUUUCGUAGUUUUCUGUUAUUUUGUUAUUCCUCCAAUCUUUAGGUGGAUGGCGAAGAGAUGCCCCGAGGGAGAGCCAAUUAAAGAAUUGUAUGUUUGUGUCACGUUUGCUUUAGUUUUGGUGGCCGGUUUAGCGACCGAUGCUGUUGGAAUUCAUGCUCUUUUCGGUGCUUUCGUGGUUGGUAUUCUUGUCCCGAAAGAAGGGCCAUUUGCUGUGGAUAUGGUGGAAAAGGUUGAGGAUCUUGUGUCUAGUCUCUUACUUCCUUUGUACUUUGUAUCAAGUGGGUUGAAGACCAAUGUUGCUACAAUAAGUGGGGCUCAAUCUUGGGGCCUCCUUGUCUUGGUGAUUUUGACUGCUUGUAGUGGAAAAAUUCUUGGUACCUUAGGUGUUUCUCUCCUAUGCAAAAUCCCAUUUCAAGAUUCUUUGGCUUUGGGGAUUAUAAUGAAUACUAAAGGUUUAGUGGAGAUCAUUGUUCUCAACAUUGGCAAAGAUAGAAAGGUACUUAAUGACCAAACCUUUGCAAUCAUGGUUUUAAUGGCCAUAUUCACAACUUUCAUCACAACUCCAAUAGUGAUAGCAGUGUACAAGCCAAUUAGAAAGACAAGUAAAUCAAUUUCAAAGGACAGAUCAAUUGAGAAGAAGAAAGACACAAAAACAGAACUAAGAAUUAUGGCAUGUUUUCACAACAUAAGAAAUGUACCUUCAAUGAUUAAUCUCAUUGAAGCUUCAAGAGGAACAGAAAAGAAAGAAAAGCUCUGUGUUUAUGCAUUGCAUUUAAUGGAACUUUCAGAAAGAACAUCAGCAAUUCUAAUGGUUCACAGGGCAAGAAAAAAUGGCUUGCCAUUUUGGAACAACAACAACAACAAAAACAAUGAUUGUGACAAAAUCAUUGUUGCUUUUGAGGCAUUUCAACAAUUGAGCCAAGUUUCAAUUCGUCCAAUGACAGCAAUCUCAACUUUCACAACAAUGCAUGAAGACAUAAUCAAAAGUGCUGAUAGAAAAAACACUGCAAUGAUAAUUUUACCAUUUCACAAACACCAAAAAUGGGAUGGAACAUUUGAGACAACUCGGGCCGAAUUUCGUGUUGUUAACAAGAGAGUUCUUGAACAAGCUCCUUGCUCAGUUGGUAUCUUUGUAGACAGAGGACUUGGUGGGACAACACACAUUGCAGCUAGCAAUGUUUGUUCUGAAUUAACCGUUGUGUUUUUCGGUGGGAGUGAUGAUUGUGAAGCUCUUGCUUUCGGGUUAAGAAUGGCCGAACACCCCGGAAACUCCUUAAAGGUUGUUCAUUUCUUACCAAGUUCAAAACUUUUGAAUGAUGAUGGUAAAGAUAAUGUGAGAGUAGAUGUUGUUAGUAGUGAAAAUGAAAACAACAAGGCGAUUUUCGAGGUGAAGGAGAAGAGUAGUAAAGACGAUUCGAUCGAAUAUGUAGAGAGAUUUGUGGAUAGUUUUAGGGAUGUUGUAGAGGGUGUUAGAGAUUUUAACCGUUGCAACUUGUUUUUGGUUGGAAGAACAGCUCAAGGUGUGAUUGGUGAGUGUUUGAGUAAUAGUAAUGUGAGUGUGAAGAGUGAAUGCCCUGAACUUGGGGCUUUAGGGAAUUUGUUGGUUUCAUCUGAAUUCUCAACUACAGCAUCAGUUUUGAUUGUUCAACAACAUCAAAAUCAUCAAAUGUUUUCAACCCCAACAACCUCUAAUCCCACUAAUGAUCAUAAGGUUGAGGUUGUUUCUGAGUAGUUGUCCUUUAAAAACAACAACAAUGUAUGUUUACAAAUUUCAAUAAUGGCAUGGUCUCAUGAUGAUUUCAAGUUUUA